Molecule: messenger RNA, 1272 nt
Organism: Lactuca saligna
Lineage: Eukaryota; Viridiplantae; Streptophyta; Magnoliopsida; Asterales; Asteraceae
Source: the annotation of a GenBank genome assembly
AUGCAAACCCCUACAGUGGAACCUAACAUGGAAUCCCCUAGUCAUAUUGAUGUUGCACAUAUUUCACCCCCUGGAAUGGAAUCCCCUAUUGAAGUUGAAUCUGUGAGAGAACCAAACAUGGAACCCCAUAUUAUGGAAACCUUUAGUGAAGCCCUAGGUGGCUCUAGUGAUAGUGAGGGUAGUGGAGAUUCAACUAAUAGUGAAGAUAGUGAUUUCAUUGUGGAUAAGGAUAACUUUUUGGAUGAUCCUGAGGUGGACAUGCACGAUUUCUACCUCAACAUUUAUGAUAAUUUGGAAUGGGUUGGUGAUGCCUCUAUUACAACAGAGAAUGUAGCAAUGUCUGAUGAGGAGAUGGAGGUGAUCAACACUGAUGUUCUGCAAUCUGAGUCAUCAUCUGAUGAAGGGCAAAUGAGUACAAGAAGAAAUAAAAUUCGGGCUGCAGAAAAGGCACACAUAAACGAUGCAACUCAAGUGAGUGACCCUUUCUGUAUACUUCAAAGAUUCUCAAGUUCUCAAGAAGCAAAAGACAGAAUUUACUUACAUGAGAUAGAGACAAGAAGAGAAUUAGAUAUUGUCAAGAAUGAUAAAAACAGGGUCAGGGUAGUAUGUAAAGGAACAAUACCAGAUAUAGGGAUACUUGAGACUUCUAGGAAAGGUGGGCCAAGUCAAAGGAACAUAAAUGGUGGACCCAGUCAUACAGGUAAAAAAGGAGGACAAACGGGUGAAAAAGGAGGACCAAGUAAAAAGAAAAGUGCAUUGGAAGUAGGUGAAAGCAUAGGGAAAAGAGACUUUCUUGGACUGGAUGGUGCAUUCAUGAAGGGUCCCGACCCUGGUAUGAUUCUAACUACAGUGGGAUUAGAUGGAAACAACUGCACUUACCUAGUGGCUUAUGGUCUUGUAGAGUCUGAGAACUACAGUUCAUGGAUAUGGUUUCUAAAACAUCUUGGUGAUGAUUUGGAUUUCACUACCAAUUCAAACUUUAGAUUUAUAACUGAUAGGCAGAAGGGUGUGUUGCCUGCAAUUGCAAAAUUGUUUCCUUGUGCAGAAAAUAGAUUUUGCAUUCGUCAUAUCCAUGAGAAUAUGAAGCGGAAGUGGAGGGGAAAGGAGUUUAAAGAUUGUCUCUGGAAAUGUGCAGCAACAACAACUGUUCAGCAAUUCAAUCUUGCAAUGGAGGAACUGAAGAAAUUGAACAAUGAUGCAUAUGAAUGGCUUGAAGCCAUUUGUAACGCCUGUGUUUCUGGGCUUGCCAUUUUUAGCAAUCUAAUAGUCUAG